Symbiodinium sp. CCMP2456 is the source of this 334-nucleotide messenger RNA. NCBI's taxonomy places the organism in Eukaryota, Dinophyceae, Suessiales, Symbiodiniaceae. The record is from the annotation of a GenBank genome assembly.
GGCCGCCGCCUUGAGCGACUGGCUGCCUGAAGCCGUUUUCGAGAAACAGGAAGGGGUGGUUGGCGUGUCUUCGGAGGACCAACACAGAUACACCUGCCACGAAGAGCCUUGCAUCUUCAGCUGCGAGACCACGGCCGGUCAGGAAUCUCUGCCCCUAAGCGUGGUGAACGACGAUUUCUGCGAUUGUGUGGAUGGUAGCGAUGAGCCUGGGACCUCGGCCUGUGCCGGUCUCGAUGGGACGCUCUUCCAUUGCAGGAAUGCAGAUGGGAUUCCUAAGCUGCUCUACACGUCGCGCAUUCGAGACGGCAUCUGUGACUGCUGCGACGGCAGUGAC